Molecule: messenger RNA, 6272 nt
Organism: Hemicordylus capensis (graceful crag lizard)
Lineage: Eukaryota; Metazoa; Chordata; Lepidosauria; Squamata; Cordylidae
Gene: CALD1
Product: caldesmon 1
Exons: 16
Coding region: 308-2851 (847 amino acids)
Biological process (GO): angiogenesis; muscle contraction; actin filament bundle assembly
Cellular component (GO): actin cytoskeleton
Molecular function (GO): actin binding; myosin binding; calmodulin binding
Source: RefSeq, a predicted model, not a curated record
AUUGGCUUUUUGGGAGGGGCCAAGGCAAGGCAAGGCUGUAGUUCUAUGGACUAGGCUGGUGGAGCUUAGACUGCCUAGGAGCUUCUUUUGCUGAGCUCCUGCCUGCACUCGGCCUGUUCCUCAUUACCUACCUGCUUGAAAACUCUUGCAGCUACCGAGCGAUUGUCUACAAGGUGCAGAACCGUCACUCUGAAUUAAUCUCAGCCUUCAGUCUCUGGCACGCGACUAACAGACUCUGAAGUGUCCAGCCAGUCGGGUCUGUAACUCAAGCUGUUUGGGGUUUUUUAUCAGAGCUUGAAUAUACGCCAUGGAUGACUUUGAACGUCGCAGGGAGCUUAGAAGGCAGAAACGAGAGGAGAUGCGCCAGGAAGCGGAGAGAUUAGCCUAUCAAAGGACUGAUGAAGAUGAGGAAGAAGCUGCCAGAGAACGCCGCCGGCGGGCCCGACAGGAAAGACUGCGGCAAAAGGAAGAGGAGGACUUCACAGGGCAAGUGAUAGAGAAGCCUGAAGUCAAUGCCCAGAACAACAUUGCAGAAGAAGAGACCAAAAGCACUGUGACAACGGUUACCACAAACACUCAAGGGGAUGGAGAUGACGAUGCUGUUUUCUUGGAGAGACUGGCAAGGCGAGAAGAAAGGCGUCAGAAACGACUCCAAGAAGCCCUGGAACGCCAAAAGGAAUUCGACCCAACCAUUACUGACGAGAGCCUGGCCUUCUCAAGCCAAAAAGAGAUGAACAACGUGGAAGAAAAUGAGACCUUGGGGCAAGAGGAAAAAGCCGAAACCCACAGAAGACGCUAUGAGGCUGAGGAAACUGAAACCAUCACCAAGUCGUAUCAGAGGAAUAACUUGAGGCAAGACGAGGAAGAUGAGAAGAAGGAUGAAGAGGACAAGGAGGAGGCACAGGAGGAGAAGCCAAAGCCAAGAACCAUAGAGGAUAAUCAGGUAGAAGUAACGUUAAGCACAAAGGAGGAGGCUGUGGUACUGGCAGUAAAACAUCCUGAGGUAAAUGAAGAGGAACAAGAAGUAGAGAAUGACUCCAGUGCGCUAGCAGGAGAGGAACAAAUAGGGAGUGAAGAGGCCAUAAACAUUACAGUAACCCUAGAUAAAAAGAAAAAUGAAGAGGAGGAGGAGGAGGCAGAAGCAGAAAGGAAAAGAUUAGAGGAGGCAGAAGCAGAAAGGAAAAGAUUAAAGGAGAAGGAAAGGCUUGAGAGGGAGGAAAGGGAGAGAGCUAAAGCCGAGGAGGAAAGGAGGGCGGAGGAGGAGAGAGAGAGGCUUGAGGCAGAGAAGAGGGCAGCUGAAGAGAAAGCGAGGCUAGAAGCCGAGGAGAGGGAGAGGAUCAGAGCUGAGGAGGAAAAAAAGAGAAUUGAAGCAGAGGAGAAAAGAGCAGCCCAGGAGAAAGAAAGACGUGAAGCUGAGGAGAGGGAGAGGAUUAAGGCUGCGGAGAAGAAAGCAGCUGAAGAAAGAGAGAGGGCCAAGGAGAAGGAGAAGAGGGAGGCAGAGGAACGGGAGAAAGCCAAGGCUGAGGCUAAGAGGGCAGCUGAAGAAAAGGCUAAGCUGGAAGAGGAGAGGUUGAAGGCCAAGCAAAAGGCUGAGGAGAAAAAGGUAGACGAUAAGCAGCUGAAAGGCAAGAAGGGAGAAGAGAAGAAAAUAGAAGACAAGCAGGUAAAAGAGAAGAAAGAUUCAGAGGAAAAACUCCCAGCAGCUUUCCUGAGAAAACAGGGGGAAGAGAAAAAAGAAAAGCUUCAAGAUGAAAAGCUCCGGCCGGCCUUCAAAAAGGAGGAGCAGAUCAAAGACAGCAAGGCCAGCAGAGACAAAGCACCAAAAGAAGAGGCAAAGGGUAUCUGGGAUCGCAAGAAGGGAAUUCCUGACUCAAAGCCACAGAAUGGCGAGCGGUUUCAGGAACUCCCCGCCCAUAAACUUAAGCACACAGAGAAUGCUUUUAGCCGCUCCGGUCUCAAAAUGACCCCGGGUGCUGAGGAAGCCAAGCCGUUGUCCCACGUGGAGGCUGGCAAACGAGUGGAAGAGCUGCGCCGUCGCCGGGGCGAGAACGAGAGCGAGGAGUUUGAGAAGCUGAAGCAGAAGCAGCAGGAAGCCACUGUGGAGCUGGAGGGACUGAAGAAGAAGCGCGAAGAGCGCCGGAAGGUUCUGGAAGAAGAGGAGCAGAGGAGGAAGAAAGAGGAGGCCGAGAGAAAAGCUCGGGAGGAGGAAGAGAAGAGGCGGCUGAAGGAAGAAAUUGAGAGGCGAAGGGCAGAAGCUGCCGAGAAACGCCAGAAGAUGCCGGAGGAUGCUCAGACGGAUGAGAAGAAGCCGUUUAAAUGUUUCACCCCAAAGGGCUCCUCUCUUAAGAUAGAAGAACGCGCAGAGUUCUUGAACAAAUCUGCCCAGAAGAGUGGCAUGAAACCCACUCACACAAGCCCCGUGGUCUCCAAGAUAGACAGCAGACUGGAGCAAUAUACUAGUGCAAUUGAGGGCAUGAAGGCCACGAAGACUGCCAAGCCAGCAGCCUCUGACCUCCCCGUUCCUGCGGAGGGAGUGCGUAACAUCAAGAGCAUGUGGGAGAAAGGAAACGUCUUCACAUCACCCUCUGGCACAGGAAUGCCCAACAAGGAAACUGCGGGGCUAAAGGUUGGUGUCUCCAGUCGUAUCAAUGAAUGGUUAACUAAGACUCCAGAAAACAACAAAUCACCUGCUCCAAAACCUUCAGACUUAAGACCUGGAGACGUAUCCGGCAAACGCAACCUCUGGGAGAAGCAGUCAGUUGACAAGGUCACUUCUCCAACAAAGGUAACAGCAGCAGGGAAAAAGUCAGAGACCAAUGCAGGUUUGAGACAAUUUGACAAGGAGCCUUAAGGAAGCCACGCACAAUGCUGGACCAACUUGGUUUCAAAAACGGAAGUGCUAAAUUUGUCCUUUCUUUUUAUAUAUAUUUAUGUUUUGGUAAACAAAGGCCUUUUUUUGGUUGGAGGUUUUUUUUGUUUUUGUUUUUGCAUUAUCCCAGUUAAAACCAUGUAUAUUAGCACUGUAUUUAAUAACCAGUCUUGAAACAUUCAACCGCAAAUAGUAGUGCCUUUGCACAAGGAGAGCCUUAUUGCUAAAAGAAACCCAUGCUGUGAAAUAGACACUUCUACUGACGAGUUCUAGCAAACUGUAUGUCCGACCAAGCCAAGUUCAACCCACAGAAGAGGAGCACUAUCUGCUGCAUGCACCUCUCAAGCAUGUCCCAUUGCAAGUCGAUCAGGAGUGCACACAAGCAGUCACGAAAACAUCCAAUAAGUGCUUUUUAAGGGAGGAGUCCAAAUGUAGAUGAUUAUGGCACAACCCCCAUGAGAUCAUCCUGUACUAGCCCAUUAUAGCAGACAGGAGCACAGCCUGAUUCAUAGAUGAUACGUGGCAACGCUGCAUUUGCCAUGGGGAAGGAUUGGUGUGCAUCCCUCCCUCCAACCUUAUGCUCAAAGGAGGCACUUCACACUGAUGCCCUGUCUUGCAGCUACCUGUUCCACAUGGCACCUCGCCCCCAAACUUAAAAAUAAAAAAUGGGGGAAGAAUCUGUGUGAAUCAAACACUUGCAUGUUCAGGCAUAAAUGUGGAUGGUGCCACGUUUCCUGCACUGAGCAGGAGGGUUGGACAAGCCAGCUCCUCCACUCCAUGAAAGGCAUGCCAUGGUGGAGAAGGAAGGGAACAGGGCACCAUAAAUCCUCCACAAAUAGCCUCCGGUGAAUCCAUCGCUGCUAAGAGUUGGGGUAGAAAAGACUAGAGCAUGAACUGAGGAUAAGGACUCUGCUGGUUUGAAUCAUGUCUCUGCCAUCAGUUGGUCUCAAGCAACCCACCCAUCAUCACAGCCUCAGCCCCACCAUCUGCAAAAUGGGGAUAAUACUACUUACCUUACUUGGGUCCCCAAUGGACGUUGGACUACAACUCCUAUCAUUCCCAGUGGCCAUUGUGGCUGGGGAUGAUGGGAGUUGUAGUCCAACAUCAGUUGUGCAGUGGUGUGCACGAACAGUUCGCACCAAACUGGUCCACCCCAAACUGGGCUCGUUCAAGCGGCUCAACUGCAAACUGGACUGGCCUUCAGGAAGACGAUUUGGUUCGUGAUCGAACUGAACCGAGCCCAGUCUGUAGCGUACCAGUUUGCCAUGGUUCUAUGGGCUAUGCUUUGUAAAGGGAAUCCUUGAAAAGCCUUCUAAAGGGUGGCCGGGGCGUCUUGGCAGUGGCACAGGUCCAGAAGUGACCUGGUCUCCAUGCAUGCACUACUUUCAGAAGGUGCCCGCUUGCUGCCCACCCAACCACCCCACUUUAGAAGCCUUUUCAAGGAUUCCUGUUUGCUCGUAAAAGGCGAAUCCUCACUGGAUUCCCGUUUACAAGCAUAGCCCUUUGAACUGCUGAAGUGGUUAGAGCUGGUUCUGUUGAAGGGAAAGGGCCAGCUGGUCAGUUUGACUGAACCAGUUCACUGACCAAACUACAAAAAAUGGUCCAUGCACACCCCUACAGCUGGGUGCCCAAGUUUCAGAACCUCUGUCUUACAAGGUUGUUGCAAGGAUAAGACGACAACACAUGAGAAGUGCUUUGAACACGUGAAAGCGCCAUACAAAUGUUGUUAAACACCGUUCGCUUCAAUGAGACUUGAAUGAGAGACGCUCCAAGGUGGAAUAGGCCCUGUUAUGCUUUCUUUUGGCACUUUAGACUGAGGUAUGGAAGAAAUAUCUCCAGCUGACAAUUUUUUUUUUAAUAUACUUUGCCCAUGUCAAAUCCACAUCAAUAACGUGAAACAGGUUUUAUACUUUUAAGUCUUUCCCCCCUGUAUUUAGUUUAAGUUAAUAACCUGAAUUUGGAUGACUGCGAUUGACAGCGGUACUGAUAUUUGUCUCUCUCUCUCUCCCUGGUUUUUUGUUGUUGUUAGUUGCAAUUUUAGGAUAUAUACAUAUGGCUUUACAAAAUUUAGCUGUAAGGCACUACUAAUGAUAGAAGGCUUUUAAUACCUGCUAGAGUACUAUAUUUAGUUAUAAACUUACAUAACUAGCCAAUAUCACAACUUUUUUAAAAAAAAACUCACACUUUUUAUAUUAAGAUUUCAUAAUUGCCAUUAGACAUAUGGCAAGAGAAGUAUUAGAAUUUUUUUUAAAAAAAAUCAGAUGCCUGUUAAUGGGUAAUUAAAAUUAUAGUUUUAAAGAGGGAGGGGGGAAAAGGGGUAUUAAGCGUCAAACAUAGGUCACUUGUAUAAAACUAUGUAGCUAAUUUAUAUAAAAACUACCACAAUUAACACACAGAAGACAAGCAUGCACUCUGUUGGUGGCACUUCUUUCUAGAUUGCUGUAUGCCAAGUUUGCCCUUUUAUUAAGUCUAUAUGCAUUGGACAGAACCUCCCUUUUAAAUCCAAAAAGAAAAACACUCUAUGGGCACAAACUCUCUAGCCUUAGGUGCAGCUCUGUGCACAGAAAGGGGGUGAGCAGUGGACUCCAUGGCACACCUUUUCCUCCCUUCCCCUUGGCCCUCGGUUGUACAUCGAUUGCAGCGCAAAGGCCAAUAUGCUGAAGGGGAGACCUAUGCACACCUUCCACAUUCGGUCAUCCCCAGGUCCCAGCAUAGAGUUAGCUGUGCUGUGGAACACAUGUGGGUUUACGUGACAGCUACACUUGGGAGAUGGAGGAAAGAGGUCACUCCUGGGUCUUGUGCCACUCGCCUUCCAUGAGCACAGCUACGUCCACACAGGGGAGAGAAGAGCGGGGUGCCUCACACCCUCUUCCUAACCCCCUUCACCCCAAGUUCUUGUUUACAGCCAUAUUCUUCCAUUUGUACAUAGCAACCACAAGGGUAACAAAAAGAAGUUAGGUUGGUUUGAAUUUACCCAUUAGCAUUGUCACUGCAAAGGGCGUAGACGGAUUAAGACAGGCAGCUCCGUUUUCAGAUUGUAUAGCCCACCCUACAAUGCAGUUAUGGCUGGAGAAGGAGGAUUCUUUUGUUACGGCAUCAUGAUUUCGCUGUAUCUAUCUGUCCAAUCUUUUUUUUGUAUUUUAUUUUAAAGGGCAGGUGGUAUAGCACUAUCCAAAGGACUCCGCCUCUGCUUUCCUGAACCCUCUUGUUUACACAAUGAAACUCUCUUGGGCGUUUAGAAUGGCGUGAAAUCGGGCAAAGAGUAACUUUGGAGCUGCCUGUUUUUGUUGUUUGGGUUGGUUUGUUUUUUUUAAUACACUUUUUGAAGCCUUUACAUCCACAUAUCUGCAAUAAACCAGUAUGCUGAAUCUGCAAUCACAAUAAAUGGAAUAUGUCUACCAGG